Molecule: messenger RNA, 6150 nt
Organism: Oryzias latipes (Japanese medaka)
Lineage: Eukaryota; Metazoa; Chordata; Actinopteri; Beloniformes; Adrianichthyidae
Source: RefSeq, a predicted model, not a curated record
UGGAGGAGAUGCACGCGUUUCUGCUACACUCCUGCACUUUAACACUGAGGAAUGGCUCUGACUCAGCAAAUGUGCAGUUUUGGCCUGAAGUCUACAAGAACUACAGGAAGUCUGAUGAAUCUUUAAGCUCUUAGGACCCGGUGUCCUAGUGUGUGGACAUCACAUUUUGGGUAUUACCACAGUAGGUAACCCUGCUUAACUGGAGCCCUGUGGCUACAUGUUUAGAGGGUCAGCUCAAAAAUUAGCUUGGGUCUCAAGAGGUUAAAGGAGACGUGUGUUUCUAACAUCAGACUAAACAUUCUCCUUAGUAAAGUGGCUCAAAGCUGGGCUUAAGCUUUGUUCCUUGUCAGGUUCAGUGUCCAUACAGUGAUUCCAUAGAUUGUAUAAUAGAACUGGACUGAGCGGGUGUGAUGUAACCCAGAGAAAAUGCCUUACCUCCAGCUCUAACCAAAAUAAGCAAAUUCAGUCCCCAUUUUUCUACGAGAUGGAGCCAGACAACAGUGAUUGGUGAAAACCGUUCUGCGUCAGAGCUACUGUCACCAAUCAGGAGUGGGCGUGUUCAAAGUUCACACCCAUUCCACUGAGAGUGAGCUCAGGAAAAUCUGUCAAUCAAACAUUGAGGUGGGGGCACGCAGGCCACACAUGUAUUUACUAAGGCAUCUGAUUGGUCAGUUUAGAACUUGAAUAACUUGCGAUAAAUAAAAAUAUUAUGAAAAAAUGAGGAUCUUUUUAAAUGAGGCUGUCUUUAAAAAAGGUAUCAGAUCAAGAAUGGUUCAUCUGACCUGUUUAUUUUUCUACAGAAGUCUAUGAGAUUUUGGCAUUUUGGAGCCAGCGGGUGCUUCCUGAUUGAACUCCAGGGGGGCGGGGCCACUCAGUCCAGUUUUUUACAUAAGUGAAUCUAAUCAGCUUGAUCCAUUGAGGACUAAAAACCUCCCCUUCCUAGUGCUGUUUUGUAUGAAUGUUUGUGUUCAGGCUAUGUGUGUGUGUGUGUAUGUGUGUGUGCGCGUGUGUGCGUGUGUGUGUGUGUGUGAGUGUGUGUGUGUGUGUAUGUGUGUGUGUGUGUGUGCGCGCGUGUGUGAGUGUGUGUGUGUGAGUGUGUGUGUGUGUAUGGUGUCUCAGGGAUUAUUUGUGCACUUUAUCUGUGUGCAAUACUUUGGAUAAUAACCGCCUCUGGUUUGUUUGCAGCUGAAACCGCUGAUGUUUUUACAAACCAGGAUAGCUACUCCCACAAUGCACAGGUUCCAGAUUUGGUGAAACAGGCUCAGUCCAAGAAGCACAGACACGUCACCAUCGUGUGAUCAAAAAUCACGGAACCCACAGCAAUGUUUUUGUGGAGUUGAUUAGAAUUGAAACCAACAGUAUAACAUUUUGAUGAUCUAAUGAUCUAAUAAAUCGAACUUUACUGACUCUGUAUUCUCAAAGUUACUUUGAAAUGCCAUUCAACUCAUCACACAUUGGGUCUUGGUUUACUUUUUUAGACAGAGGUCACAUCCUGCCUGUUGGGCAAACCCGCUAGCAUCAUUCAACUUCACACCUUCCAUUUCUAUUGAAGUAAAUCCAGAAAUCAGUCGCUUUGAGAUUUCUUCCAUGCGUGUUUUUAAGUUGGGAGAAUGACCAGAAAAAGCGAACGGAAUGAAAUUAAGAGGUUUUAUUUUCUCUAACAAAGAGCUCUAAACAAAAAUAAAACAGAUCGAUCUGGGUUCCCAAAUCCCAAACCAUCAAAACGUAAGAAAUUACAAUCCGCUUCACAUGAGGCCGUCUGGGAACCAAGCUUUUUCCAAAGCAUGGCUCUUUUAAACAUAUGGUCAGAUUCCCUCCUCCUGAAGCAUGAUGGCCGCUGAAUCUCCGCCUCUGGUCGCUAGAGAUUGGCUGACAGAGGAGCCCGCCUACUUCCUUGAGUCCAUCCAUGAAAUCACAGCAUCUGGUCUCUGCUUCCCGUGGUACUCCACAGGUGGCCGGAAUUGCCAGCAUGCAUACAGUAGAUCAUAAAGCUUUUGUUCUCCACACGUGAACGGACGCCUGAAGUGGUUCCCACAGUUACAAUCCGUCCCAGAGAUAGUUAAUUUAUGGUCCAUGUCAGACCUACAACCAAAUGGCCUCAGAAUAUCAAAGACUGUUUCUCCUGAAGGGGGGAUGAGAUUGGAGCUGCAUUCCUGAAACUUCUCACAUAUGCAACUUAAGGAAGCUUCUUCAAAGUACAAAGGGUGUUAAAGCACACACUUCAGCAAAUGACUUAUCUUCAAUGUAAUAAAAUUUAAGACUGACAACCCUAAUGAAAUUACCAAAAAUAUAAAUUCCUUCACUAUCUUCAGACUCAUCCCUCUAUCUGACACUCUUUUUACCUCCACAACACUCCUAACAAACUCCCCCUUUAUAGGUCUGGGUGAAAAAUCAAUUGAAUUAAAUAAUUCAAAUUUUUUGUUCCAGGCGAUUUCAAAAAUAACUAAAUUGAGUUUUUGUGUAAUGGCGUAUCUUUGGUAGCGUUAGUUUCACACGGCAGUAUGGCAACCGACAAGCAACAACAUCAUCAUAGCACACACGAAACAGCAAGCGACAGCAUGUCUACCAGUGAGAGAGGGAAGUUUGUUCCCAAGAAAGGAAUCCAAUCAUCUGUUUGGAACUGGUAUGGGUUUACUGCCACAGACGUGGAGGAAGAUGUAACAAUAUGGUAUAUUGUUUGUUUAAGUUCAUGGACCUGCCACUAGAGGGCAAUGUUGGUUUGUCUAUUUAUGUUGAAGUUCAGGAAGUGAGACCGGAGAAUAAGAGAUACAGGCCGACGGUGUUAAUAAAUGCAGACCCAGUUGGGAUAUUGCAACGAAGCUGGACUGGUUUUUUGUGUGGAAGCACCCACUUUAACAUGGUGGCAGCGGUAGAGAACUCUACCUGGAUUUUUUAAGAGCAUUUUUUUCUCUCGUCGUUUGCUGCUGACGUGCCGUGGAAGACGGUGAAGCGCUAACAUUAGCAGAGCUUAGCAUCACACACGGACGAGCUAGCUAAAAUGGAAGGCCUGAAAACUCCACAAGUGCUGUGUCUGGACUCCAACAACCUGUCGAAAACAUGGAAGGCAUGGAGAGAUGAGUUUCAACUUUAUGUUGGAUUGACAGUUGCCCCAGAUGAGGAGGAGCGGCUGAAUUAUCCCGGGAGAACUCCAAAGCAAUUGCAAGUACAACGGAGGAUGUUCACGCUGUACACAGGUCUCCUCACCAGCAUCAGACAAAGAGAGACAAAGAAAGCACAGUGUAAUGCAAGUUUUGUGGCCGAACGCAUGAAAGGAGCAAACUAAAAUGUCCAGCAUUUGGGAAAAAAUGCAAAAAGUGUGGUAAGGAAAACAACUUUGCUGCAAAAUAUAAAGCCCGCAUUGACACACGAAAGAAGAAAACAGUGCAUCUUAUAACAGAAUGUGAAAGUGAGUUUGAGGAUAUUUUGUGUGUUAAAGAUGAGGCACAUGGUGAAAAUGUAGAACCUGUUAGUUCUGACAAAAUGAAAGACGCUAAACUGUUUGCAAACAUGCUCUUGGGCAAAAAGAUGGUAAGAUUUCAAAUAGACUGUGGAGCCACAUGUAAUGUGUUACCUGUUGACCUGCUAAACAAAGAUGUAACACUUGAUGAAACAAACUCUGUAUUAGUGAUGUAUAAUGGUAGCAAAGUGAAGCCACUGGGUAAAUGUAAAGUGAAGUUAAGGAACCCCAGAAACCAAAAACUAUACCAGUUAGAGUUCCAGGUGGUAGACAAAGACAGCCCUGUGCCACUGAUUGGUAAAAGAGCUAGUGAAGCUAUGAAGCUGACAAAAGUACAAUACGAAAACAUUAUUACUAUGGAUAGCAUUGUGACAAAAGGAGAAGACGCAAACGGAAAAUGGACUUUCGAACAAAUUAAGACGGAUUUUGCAGAUGUGUUCACAGGAGACGGUUGUCUGGAAGGAGAAUACAAAAUGGAAUUGGACCAGUGCGUGAAGCCAGUACAACUCCCAAAGCGACGAGUGCCUGUCGCCAUGAUGAAGCCACUAAAGGAGGAGCUUCAGAAGUUGGAGCAGAGAGGUAUUGUCACCCCAGUUGACUGUAGCACAGAUUGGAUCAGCAGCAUGGUGGUUGUGCAAAAGCAGAACGGUAAACUCAGAGUUUGCAUUGAUCCAAAGCCCUUGAAUAAGGCACUCAAAAGAAGUCACUUUCCAUUGGCUACUAUUGAGGAUGUACUUCCAGACAUGUCUAAGGCAAAAGUGUUCACAGUUUGCAACGUUAAGAAUGGAUUUUGGCAUGUGAAACUCGCAGAGGAGUCGAGUUACCUGACUACCUUCUCCACUCCAUUUGGGCGCUACAGAUGGCUUAGAAUGCCCAUGGGGAUUAGUCCAGCACCUGAGGUUUUCCAGAGAAAACUGACCCAAGCUCUGGAUGGGCUGCCAGGCCUUUACAUUAUUGCUGACGAUGUGCUUAUAACAGGCCAAGGUGAAAGUCAGGAAACAGCCAUCCAAGACCAUGAUGCAAAGUUGAGAAAAUUCCUGGAACGCUGUCAACAGAAAAACAUCAAACUGAACCCAGAAAAGUUUAAACUGAGACAACGUGAGUGCACGUACAUUGGACAUCGUCUCACAGCGAAUGGACUUAAAAUUGACCCAGACGAGGUGCGUGCAAUUGAACAAAUGCCGAGGCCCACAGAUGUGAAGGCAGUACAAAGACUGCUAGGCAUGGCUAAUUAUUUAGCUAAGUUUUGCCCACAUCUUUCCAACCAGUGUGCAGUGUUAAGACAGUUGACCCAUAAAGACACGGAAUGGGAAUGGACAGAUCAUCAUGAGAAUGCUUUUGUGAAACUUAAACAGACGAUUGCAGAUGCUCCUACCCUGAAGUACUACAGCCCAGAAGAUGAUCUGGUGGUGCAAUGUGACGCAUCAGACGCAGGUUUGGGUGCAGCACUCCUACAGAAGGGCAAGCCCAUCGCAUAUGCAAGUAGAGCACUCACGCAAACAGAACGCGGUUAUGCUCAGAUCGAGAAGGAGUUUUUAACUAUGGUUUUCAGUGUUGAGAAGUUCCAUCAGUACACUUAUGGUCGCCAAGUCACCGUCCAAUCUGACCAUAAGCCCUUAGAGACCAUAGUUAGAUAACCACUGUUAAGUGCACCAAAGAGACUCCAAAGAAUGAUGCUACGUAUUCAGAAAUAUGACCUGAAUGUGGUGUACGUCCCAGGCAAAGACAUGUUACUGGCAGACACAUUAAGCAGAGCAUACCUCCCAGAAUGUGCACACCAGGACUCUGGAGAAGCUGAAAUAGAGACUGUUAAUAUGUUGCAACAUUUGCCUAUUUCCCAUGACAGUCUUAGCCAGAUCAGAACAGCAACAAAAGGUGACAAAACUCUACAAAUGAUUAUCAAAAUGAUGCAGCAAGGAUGGCCUUCAGAUAAAAGAAAAUUACCAACUGAAACAAAACCAUACUUUUCUUUUCAAGAGGAACUCAGUCACCAAGAUGGCAUUGUGUUUAAAGGAGAACGUGCGGUUAGCCCUUCUUCCCUCCAGGAGGACAUCACCAGGCGCCUGCACUCAUCUCAUUUUGGUGCAGAAGGAUGCCUGAGGAGAGCCAGGGAAUGCGUGUUCUGAUUUGGCAUGAGUGACCAAAUCAAGCCACAUAUUGCUCGUUGUGAUAUCUGCAGGUCAGUAGAUGACAAACAACAAAAGGAAACACUCCACCCACAUGAAAUACCAAACAGGCCGUGGGCUAAAGUGGGUGUUGACUUAUUUCAGUUUGACAACAAAGACUAUCAUGUAAUAGCUGACUAUUACUCCAACUUUUGGGAGAAAGACUUUCUGCCAGACACCAAAUCGAGCACAGUGAUCAAAAAAUUAAAAGCUCAUUUUGCCGGAUACGGCAUCCCCAACACUGUAGUCUCAGACAAUGGACCACAGUACUCUUCCCAAGAGUUUCAGAGAUUCAGCCUGCGGUGGGAAUUUGAACACAAAACCUCAUCCCCAGGUUUCUCACAGAGUAAUGGCAAAGCCGAGUCAGCUGUUAAGACGGCCAAGAGACUGUUACACAAAGCCAAAGCUUCUGGACUAGAUCCUUAUCAUGGGCUGUGUCCGAAUUACCGCCCUAAACCCUAUAUAGUGCACUAUAUAGUGCGGUCGCCAUUUUGUAGUGCUGUCCGAAUCUACAGUUCAAAAAUCAUG